Molecule: messenger RNA, 1232 nt
Organism: Manis javanica (Malayan pangolin)
Lineage: Eukaryota; Metazoa; Chordata; Mammalia; Pholidota; Manidae
Gene: CNN3
Product: calponin 3
Biological process (GO): actomyosin structure organization; actin filament organization
Cellular component (GO): actin cytoskeleton
Molecular function (GO): actin filament binding
Source: RefSeq, a predicted model, not a curated record
GAGGUUGGGGGCAGUUCGCGGGGGAAUCCGGCGGGGACCGGGAGGCUCCCCUGGACCCAGACGCGCAGUCGCCGAGGCUGCGCCCGCACUCCGCCGCCGCGUCCCGGCGUCUCUUGCACUGCCCAGGGGAGCGAGCUCCGAGCAUCUCCCGCUGCAGCCGCUCCUCGGUGCCGGGAACGUGGAAGCUGAGUGCGAGAAACCCCCAGACCCAAGCGCAGCCUCUUCCCGCCGCCAGGACCACCAUGACCCACUUCAAUAAGGGCCCAUCCUAUGGGCUCUCGGCCGAAGUCAAGAACAAGAUUGCUUCCAAGUAUGACCAUCAGGCAGAAGAAGAUCUUCGCAACUGGAUAGAAGAGGUGACAGGCAUGAGCAUUGGCACCAACUUUCAGCUGGGCUUAAAAGAUGGCAUAAUCCUCUGCGAACUCAUAAACAAGCUACAGCCAGGCUCAGUGAAGAAGGUUAAUGAGUCUUCGCUAAACUGGCCUCAGUUGGAGAAUAUUGGCAACUUUAUUAAAGCUAUUCAGGCUUACGGUAUGAAGCCACAUGAUAUAUUUGAAGCAAAUGAUCUUUUUGAGAAUGGAAACAUGACCCAGGUUCAGACGACACUGGUGGCUCUAGCAGGUCUGGCUAAAACAAAAGGAUUCCACACAACCAUUGACAUUGGAGUUAAGUAUGCAGAAAAGCAAACAAGACGUUUUGAUGAAGGAAAAUUAAAAGCUGGCCAAAGUGUGAUUGGUUUGCAGAUGGGAACCAACAAAUGCGCCAGCCAGGCAGGUAUGACAGCCUAUGGGACUAGGAGGCAUCUUUAUGAUCCCAAAAUGCAAACUGACAAACCUUUUGACCAGACCACGAUUAGCCUGCAGAUGGGCACCAAUAAAGGAGCCAGCCAGGCAGGGAUGUUAGCACCAGGUACCAGAAGAGACAUCUACGAUCAGAAACUAACAUUACAACCAGUGGACAACUCGACAAUUUCCCUACAGAUGGGUACCAACAAAGUUGCCUCCCAGAAAGGAAUGAGUGUGUACGGGCUUGGGCGGCAAGUAUAUGACCCCAAAUACUGUGCUGCUCCCACAGAACCUGUCAUUCACAAUGGAAGCCAAGGAACAGGAACGAACGGGUCGGAAAUCAGUGAUAGUGAUUAUCAGGCAGAAUACCCCGAUGAGUAUCAUGGCGAGUACCAAGAUGACUACCCCAGAGAUUACCAGUACGGUGACCAAGGCAUUGAUUAUUAG